AAACCAACGCAACGAACUACGCAACUUCCUUUUUCUCCGAGGCCAUAUUGGAGUCAUUUCACUGUUGGCCGGUUCGGAAUAAACCGCAAACAUGGUGGCCGCAAAGAAGACGAAAAAGUCCAUGGAGUCCAUAAACUCUCGUCUCCAGCUGGUGAUGAAGAGUGGAAAGUACGUGUUGGGCUACAAACAGUCCCAGAAGAUGAUCCGUCAGGGGAAAGCUAAGCUGGUGAUCCUGGCCAACAACUGCCCUGCUCUUAGGAAGUCAGAGAUCGAGUACUACGCCAUGCUGGCCAAGACUGGUGUCCACCACUACAGUGGAAACAACAUUGAGCUUGGCACCGCCUGCGGAAAGUACUACAGGGUGUGCACACUGGCGAUCAUUGACCCCGGUAAGGAGCUGCAGCCUCUCAUCCGCCCUGUUGAACAGAAGCAGCUAAUUCAGAAAUCGCCUCAGGUGUUCUGUCGAGGUUUCACUGAGAAGUUGACGGCUCAUAUCGUCACCUAGAAAUGAAAUCUAGUA
Molecule: messenger RNA, 520 nt
Organism: Poecilia reticulata (guppy)
Lineage: Eukaryota; Metazoa; Chordata; Actinopteri; Cyprinodontiformes; Poeciliidae
Source: RefSeq, a predicted model, not a curated record